Botrytis cinerea B05.10 is the source of this 1121-nucleotide messenger RNA. RefSeq lists its product as hypothetical. The coding region runs from base 16 to 810 and encodes 264 amino acids. Lineage: Eukaryota; Fungi; Ascomycota; Leotiomycetes; Helotiales; Sclerotiniaceae. The transcript is spliced from 2 exons. The record is from RefSeq and is a predicted model, not a curated record.
GAAAAGUGUACAAUCAUGCCUCCAAGAGAAAAUUCAUCUGGGAAGAGUGACGACGAAAAGCUUCUUAUUGCCAUUCUCAGUCUUUGGGAUCCUUUGCCGCCUGUCGACUACCAUAAAUUAGGCGCACUUCUAGGAAUCAAGCCCGGAACUGCUCGAGUACGCUGGCAUCGAUUCAAAGCAAAGCUUUUCAAAGACAGUAGGAACAAGACAGCCGAAGAUGAUGUGAAGGUUGAACAGACAACAGCGGCACUUGAUAAUCCGGCGAGAGAGAAAGAAGCAAGUGAGGAUGCGGGUAUAGAACAGGUAGCCGAGGAAAUCGAUGUCAAAAAGAGGGGCAGAACCGGAGUAAGAAAACGUGCAGCCACUGUGGGGGAACCAAAUGUGCCACCUGCCCAGCGCAGAAGAAUCAAUAGGUCGAUUGGCAUGUCUUCGAACGCAUCUACUUCAAAACCGAGACCGGGCAAAGAAAGGAAGACAAACAAAUACAACGGACAGUUGGAAGUGCCUGGCGGAAUUAAGCAAGAAGAUGGUCAAUUUGAGGAUAACAUUCAGUGGUCAGAAAGUGAAGCAGUUCCGUGUCCAAACAAGAAUCCAGUACUCUUCACAAUGACCACCGAAUCCGUCAAAGAUCAAAGACUCAUCGCAGCCGUACACAAACGAAUAAACCUUAGCGAGAUAAGUUCAGAUUACGAGCAACUAGCAGAGGACCUUGGAAUCAAAGCUAUGCAUCCGGCAAAAGCUGCGAGCAAACGUUGGAUACGAUACAAGCAAAACAAUGGUCUUGUUCCAGGAAUAUCGGCCAAGAAAUAGGUCGGUGAUGAAAUGGAGAACGGCAUAAAGGUUACACCAAACGCGGGAAGCGGCAAGCAGACAGGGAAGGUGGCAGAAAAUACAAAUGGAGAGAAGAAGCCUGCAUCAAACAAAAGAAAGAUCGUCAAGGAUGGAGUUUAGCAUGAUGAAUCCGAUCAGAGCUGAGGAAAAUGAUACAUCAGACAGUUGGUCAGUAUUGGUCAAUAUUGGGGAGGUUGAUCGGGAGACCAGUGUCCAAGCGGCUGUUUGUUGAUUCCAGCUGAUGGCGAUAUCUGCCUUGACAGUUUGAAGUAGAUAAAUGCUUUAGUUCA